Molecule: messenger RNA, 966 nt
Organism: Oncorhynchus nerka (sockeye salmon)
Lineage: Eukaryota; Metazoa; Chordata; Actinopteri; Salmoniformes; Salmonidae
Exons: 3
Biological process (GO): positive regulation of Rho protein signal transduction; phospholipase C-activating G protein-coupled receptor signaling pathway
Cellular component (GO): plasma membrane
Molecular function (GO): G protein-coupled receptor activity
Source: RefSeq, a predicted model, not a curated record
CUCGUCCAGGACACCAGCGGUCCUCUGUUCCUGUCCUGUAUCUGUUUGGAUCGGUUUGUGGCGGUCCUCUUCCCUCUAUCCUACGGCCAGCUGAAGGACACCAAGUACAGGGUGUCACUCUCGGCGGUGGUCCUGCUGCUCACCUUCACCUACGCCUCCGCCAAGACCAUCGGGGGCCUGCACAACUUCGAGAAGGUCUUCACGGGGACGAUCCUGGCAACGUUUGGCUGGAUGGUGUUGUGUAACGGGGCCAUCCUGGUGGCCCUGAAGAGGUCCAGUGGCUCUGGGAAGGACGACAUGCACCCCAUGAAGAAGAAAGCCUUCAAGAUGGUGAUGUCGGUCCUGUCCAUCAUCGUGUUCAACUACUUGCCUCCGGUGGCUCUGUUCCCUUUUGAGGACCACUACCCUCCGGACACGUUCCGCUGCCUGGUGCAGCCGGUGGGGUACGCCUUCGUUAACAUCAGCAGUAGUAUCCAGCCCAUCAUCUACCUCUCUAGACUGGAGAAGAUCCCUUUCCUCCCUGAGGCCUGGAACAAGUGGGGCUCCUCCUCCUCCAAGGUGAAGGACAAGGAGGUGAAGGUGGAGACCAUCUCGCCUGCCUGAAUGAUGAACGGGCAUCAACGUUUCUUGUGAAAUUAAGUGAUAGGUUCUCAAAACACAGUUGUUAUAAAUGUAUCAACUGGACGAUGGAAUAAAAGGAAUGGCCAGGAAACAAUGGAUGACAGUAAUGUGCUUACAUUCCACAUAGCUAAUAUAUAUCCUGUAUAUGGUAUAGGUUAAGGAGAAACAACAAAAAUCUUCAUAUGUCCUUCAAAUCUCUCUCUCACUUCCUGGAACGAUUACGUUAGGACUGAGACGACAUCGUGUGUACAACAUGAGAACUACAUGUCACACCUGUAAAAUACUCAAGAUUUUUUGGGGUGAAUCAUUUGGAGAGAAAUAAAUAGGUAAUAAAACGCUUAUAAA